UGUAAAUGUCCCCGGAUUUUAUUUCAGAAAUCAGGUCAAGUCACUGUAGCAAUGACAAGUUGAAACCAUUGUUCUGUCCUAAUGUAUAUACUCUAUGCAAAGACCGAGUAUUUGUCUUGUUAUCCGUCGGGUCAUCAGUUUAAAACAUCAUAUGACCACUUCAUCCGCGGUUACAUAACCCGCAGCCAGCACCCAGCAGCAGGUGUGACACAUCUGCCAGAAGAUGGCAGCCUCGGCCGCUAGUUUGAAUAUAUAGAGCAAGAAAUAAAUAACUAGACGUGUCAUGCUGGAAUCGAUAUUUCUGCAAUGAGAGGGAAGCUGGAAAAUCCCCGGAUCGGACCGUAAACAAGAAGCAUGAGCGAGUGUGAGAGACGGACAGAUAACAGAGCGAGGCUGUAGAGAGGGAAAACACCGCGACGCUGAUGUUGAGACGAGGACCACCAUCCAGCUCUUUCUGGGGACAAGGAAAGGACACUGCACUGAUCUCAGCGUGCAAGGGAUAAGAUAAGAGGCAGAGUAAACCACUCAGGAUUGGAGGACCGCAGGAAACCUGUGAGAGCUGAGAACUACGUCCUCCACAGCCGAGUGUUCAUAGACUGCGGUGGUCAGACCUCUCUGUUUUGGCCACCCAGAAGAGGCGAUGGAGGAUUAAAUCACAUGCUCCACCGAGAGUGAUCACAGACCAAACCUGCCAAGAUCUCAUUCGUGCUCGAGUGGCCAUUUAUGCUUUUUUUUUCUGGAACCUUAGAACAGCACACACUUCCCCAAGUAAUUUGCUUAUCUCUGCUAAAAGGAAGCACUCUGAUAAAAGUCAGUCAGUUAAUGCUCCUCCAGUGAGAGCGUGUAAAAGAGACCCAGCCACGGCCCACUGGAGGGUCUCCGAGCAGCUUUUGGUGCACUUGGGGGAGAAGAUCGCUGCACGAGCAGAAGAGAUGGGUAACAAAAACACCAGCCUGCCGAAAGGCCCAGAAACCGGAGCUGCGCAGGAGGAGGAAAGAGUGUUCAUUGAUAGCACCCCAGGAAGCGUCUCCAGAGAUGGGCGGCACAGCCCCAGCCCAGAGCUGCUGGCCUCCCUGCAGACCCUGGGAGAAGACAGCGACUACACUGUGCUGCCACACUCCCUGCACCAGAUUGCAGAGGCCUACUCGCUCAAAGAGGACUAUCAUUGUGCCAUCGAGAUCCUACAGCUAGAGAAGCUCUACCAUCAACGUCUGCUCUCCAACCUCGCCGCCCUGCAGGAGAACUGGGAGAGCCAGUGGAAGGAGAAGAAGGACACAAAGAGCUGUUUACCAGAUGACACAUACAGCCUCAGUCAGAAACACAUCGAGACGCUGAGUCAGAUCUGCAGAACACACCUCAGACCAUCCGUCAGUGUGGAAGAGAACAAGCUGAACACAGCGCUGAAAGUCAUUCAGACAAAGAACAAUACACUACAAUCCCAUCAUGACAAAGGCAAUGAGCCUGAAACAUCACACAGGGAUGAGGAAAAAGAGCAAAGCGUGGACUCAGAGCAGGAGCUCCUCACGCCACAGACGAGCCAAGAGCAGGAAUAUGGAGAGGGAGUAGAGGAGACAUGUGAGGAAGGACAGGAAGUAGAAGAGGAAGAGGAGCAGUGUGAAGAGACUCCAGAGGAGGAGGAGGUGAAGGUCGAGUGGCCAACAGGAGUACCCCAGGCUUCAGACAAGGACCUGGCCAAACUGUCUCACACAGAAGGGAACUCCUCCCCAGAUGGUCUGGUCUCCAUUCUGAAGAGGAGGCGGGCAUCGCUGGAUGGAUUGCCUCCUCUAAACAAUAUUGGUAUUAAACAGAAUGCCAAACGCAAGGUUCGCUUCAGUGAGCCAGAGGACGGCACUGAGCAAGAUGAGGUGGGUGGUGAUUCCUGCCUGAUUCUGCUGUUGCUGUGUCUGGUUACUGUGGUGAUCAGCAUAGGAGGGACUGCUCUCUACUGCACCCUGGUGGACACAUACUCCAACAUUUGCACUGACUUCGCUCACAACGUGGACUUCUACGUCAUAAACAUACGGAGGUUCUUUGAAGGGCUGGCACACUGGCUGCCAACCCGGACUUAGACCCUUUCUUCUGCAUCCCAGACAAGCGCUGCCUGGACAUUUUAUCUGCAGUGGACAUAAUCUGCAGUUUAGAAUCAAGACGGUGGUAACAGGACCAGCGUCAAACAGAUUCUGCCGUCCACAGAGUUUACAAGUUGAUUUCUUCUACGAUGGCUGUGUGAACAAAAGAGCCUGCAUUCUUUGUCUCUCUAAGACGUGUGAAUUAGAUCAAAUGGACUAAGAUUGAUGUAUAAUUUAACGGGUGCUUAAAGCAACAUCAAACAGUAGAGACUGUCACAAUCCACAUUUCUUCGCCUAAGAUGAAAAACAUGAUGAAGUGAGCAUGUUGUCUGAUGAUUAAAAAGAAUAUUCUUUACUACUGUUUGUUAGAGAUACCAGCCAACGGGGCUCUCUAUAUUUAUAUUAAAACGGAAAAAGUAGAUGUGUGUAUUUGCGUGUCCCUCACAGUUGUAGCAAGUCGUAACUGUGGAUAAAUGUGUCUUAUUUGUUGCAGAUGAUUUUAUGUUUAGGCCGUUUUAUUUUGGCUUUUACAGAGAGAUGCUUUCAUUAUAAUAUUAAUAUAAUCAUAUGUUUGUGGAUAUUUUGAAUAAGCAUUAAUGGACCAAAUAAUCUUUCCUUUUUCAUUUUUAUUUAAUUGCAUUAACUGUUGCUCUGUAGAUUAGCCAUCUAUGCUCACCCCUUAUGCUGUAGGGGUGUGUAUUUAUGCCAGACACAUCAUACAGAUGUUUGACAUCAUGAGAAAAGGACGAGGAAAUUAAGACUUUAUUAGUUUGGAUAGACCCUGAUUACAGAUACAGACAUGCCUUUAUGAUCCCUUUAAAUGGAUCGUUUCAUAACUGUUUACCUCAGUGCAGAUGUUUUACAUUACUCUUAUCAUUUGUCUGAUGAUAGUAUCACCAGACAAAUAGAAGCAUAAUACAUUGUGUGAUUUCAGUCAUCAUGGUCAUUACUCGGUAUGCAAUACAUGAAUUUAACAUUCACUUCACAAAAGACAUUUACCUUAAGUUUAUGCUUUUGGUGCUCAAUCUUUCCAUGUCCAUCCUUAUGUGUGUUGCUCUAUAAUUUAUGUUCUGCAUAAGGAUUUGUGAUAACAUCUAGUCUUUUGUUUCAGGUGAACAAUUAAAAAGAAAGGACACAUUUGGAUUGCUCGUGCACACACUGCGUCACGUUAAAAAAAAUGUCAUGUUAAAGAAAUGAUACCAAAUGAUACAAAUGGCUCAAAUGAUACAACAGAAAGCAUACCUAUGUAUACCACAUUUCAGUAGAAUGGCGAUAAAUUUGACCAGUGUUCCUUUAUCCCUUGGCUUGUACUGAAGUUAUUACUUUAUCUUUCCUUUUGAGUUCAUGGUUAUUACAACAUUUCAGACGUUACCUCUGUAUUUGCCACUGUGGAUACUGUUCAACAACACGUGUUGCAUUAUGCAAUCCACCUUUAUAUGUUUCGUUAUUUAUGUUCAGUUGUGUCUACAAAGGACUAGAAAAAAAAACUGUUAAAUAAGGAACAUUGUCAUUACGAUUUUUCUUUCCUAUGCUUGUCCUGUUUUGGAAGAGAAAAAAAAUAAAUCAAUAUGUGUCCCAUUUAA
Mugil cephalus (flathead mullet) is the source of this 3652-nucleotide messenger RNA. It is a transcript of the gene cnstb, whose product is annotated as consortin, connexin sorting protein b. The record is from RefSeq and is a predicted model, not a curated record. Gene Ontology annotation, molecular function: connexin binding. The transcript has 11 exons. Bases 933 to 2069 code for a protein of 378 amino acids. NCBI's taxonomy places the organism in Eukaryota, Metazoa, Chordata, Actinopteri, Mugiliformes, Mugilidae. Gene Ontology annotation, cellular component: trans-Golgi network; plasma membrane; transport vesicle. Gene Ontology annotation, biological process: positive regulation of Golgi to plasma membrane protein transport.